GAGAAAACAUAUGUCUGCCGGCGGCGGCAGUAGAAUGCAGAUCGACGACGGGUGGUUGCCGGAGGAAUUGACAAUCGAGAUCCUCUCCAGACUGCCGUCGCCUUCUACCGUCGGCCGAUGCCGCUGCGUCAGCAGAUGGUGGCGCGACAUCCUCUCCGACCCCGAAUUCAUAAGAAAAUCAAUCAUGCCGCCUGCUCCUAGGACCGCUAGGGUUAUGAUCCCUCGCCGACCAGAGUGGGAUUCCCAGUUUCUGCUGUACAGUCUGAGGGGAAAUUCGUACAGGCAGAUCAAGGGCGUGCCAGUUACGAGGCGCGCCGAAAGGGUUGUUCGGUCUCUCAGCGUCUCCCCGGCUAGGUGUCACUGGAUGUGGCGCUCGCGCAACUACGACGAUUGUUUCAGCUUUGUUUCCUUUGACAUGAGCAAGGAAGCGUUCACGAAGCCGUGGCUGCUGCCCACGCCGCCCCAGUGGCCACUCGAGCUACUUAUGGAGCAUUCGUUUCACAUGGCACGAGAUGACGAGUCGUGCUUGAUCGUGGUUUCCUCGAAAAUGGGAGUGGGAAAGGCGGGGACGAUGGUGCUGGAUGUUUGGGCAACGCCAAGCUAUGUGGCUCUGGCAAAGGGGAAAUGUUGCUGGAUCAGGUUGUACAACGUCGUCCAGGGUAUUCCUCUUCCUGCUGCUCCAUAUGGUGGAAUUCCCCGUUUGCAAGUGCCGGGGCUCUGGAAGCAAGGGAAGCUAUUGCUCAGGUACUCCAUGGAUCCUGGCAGCGAGCUGGUGCGUGUGUUUGAUCUAGAGGCGGAGGAGUGGGGUUUGGAUGUCGAGAUUGUUUCGGAAAGAGAUGGUUAUUUGGAAUUCAUAACUUAUCUUCCAUCCACAAUGUCUUUGUCCCUCUUAACCCACUUCGAAGGAAGAAAUAAAUGUCGUCUGAUUCAAAAUGACAUUCGAUAGCGUACGUACUUAUAGGAGCAUGGCUGUUUUUCAUUACGAUUGCCUAGCUAGCUAUAUACAGAGUAUACAAAGCUCAUUCGACGUUUGGUAAUUGGUCUAGGUUCUUUAGAUGUUUUUUCUUGCUUCUUUCUCGUACGUUUUGGUAGUUGGUUACCAAUGUCUCAAAUUCCAUUAGCCCUACCCCUUUCUUUAUAGUAAAUUGCAAGGUUGGUCACUAGAAUUAUAAAAAAGGUUCAUGUUUGGUCACUAAAAAUAUUUAAUUCCAUUCAUAGUCAUUAGAUUUAGUAAAACAGUCCAAAUUUAGUCACUCUUCGUUAGUCUCCAUCCGUCUCCGUUAACACCGUCAGUUUUUUGCUGACAUGGCUAAGAGACUCGCCUAAUCAGCCAAUUUCAACCAUGAAAAAUUGAAACCCGACCCGCCACAUCAUCUAAACCUGCCACGUCAUAUAAAUUAUAACCCAACCCAAAACCCAUCUAAUAAGCCAAUUUCUUCGGCAAUAGCUCCACCGUAAGAUCCAGAUUCGCCACCGACUUCCCCUGCAUCAUAUGCUGCUAUGCUUUCAGCUUGUGCGGCUAGAUCGGUCAUUGAGGAGCUCGCCACUGGCGCCUUUGUGGAGCACUCGCUGCCAUGCUACAAACUUCCCGGAGCUCCCACACCAUUCUCCUCGAGAAACUAGCAAGAAUUGAAUGUCGCUGCUCUCAACUCCGGCUUUAUUCCAUUUGAUGUUUUGAGCCAUAGAGGAAGCACCCAUCGUCCUUUCACCUCUGCAUCUGGCACGUAGACAUCAUUGUCGGAUUUUGAUUCAACAUGCGGUGGAGAGUGUCGGGAGCUCGCCAGCCUGAUACCGCGAAUCAUCACCAACACAUCGAAUGAUUUUGGGAUCUGGGUUUCUUGGAAGCUUCAAAAGAGGCGAAGAAAAGAAGAACAUGACCCAAAAUCGUGCUACAGUCCUUGGUUGCUGGGGAGGAUGUCGCCUUCAUCGCCAUUUAUUAGCGGGAUUUCAUUAUACCUGCUGGAGAGAUUUAGGGCUGGUGCUCGACGGUAGUUAUGGAUCUGGAGCUGGUUGUUGAGUGGAGGGCAACGAUAGAGAGUGGGAAGAACGACAACAAUGGGAUGGUCAACGCCUCUCCUCACAUUUAUGUACGCCGCUGAAGAAGAAAAGAUGGGAUUGUCGUCAGGAUUCGGUGGCCGAGAUUGUCGCCGACAUUGGGUUUAACAAAAUGAAGUGGGUGAGAUUCUCGCUGGGAUUGGGUUUAGGAAAAGGGGAUUUGGAAUUUUGGGGUUUUUUUUGGGUGUUCUGGGCAUCGGAUAUGGGGAAGAAAAAUGAACAAAAAGAAGAUGGAUUUCUGAUCUGGAAAUAAAAAUGGGGUAAAAGUUAUUUUAUUUGAGUGGGUCGGUUCAUAGGGCAGACUGGUUCAAGGGUUAGGUUGGACAAGGUUACAUGACUGGUCGGGUUUCAUCAUUUUCGGGUUAAAUUAGGUUGACUAGACCAUUCUGUUAGACACGUCACCAAAUAACGGACUUAGUUAACGGAGACGGGCGGAAACUAACGGAGAGUGACCAAAUUUGGACUGUUUUACUAAACCUAGUGACCACAAAUGGAAUUAAAUAUUUAUAGUGACUAAACAUGAACCUUUUUUGUAAUCUCAGUGACCAACUUUGCAAUAUACCCCUUUCUUUAUUCAUAACAAUACAUAGUUGUCUUCACUGUUUAACAUGCUCCUCAUAUGAAAAUCAGACAUUCUAUACAAUAUGCUAAAUUGAUGAUUAAUAUUGGGAAUGGUCACGAGACCUCGUGAUCAAACUAAUUUGGUUAGCAUGCAGUGGCGGAGGCAGCAUUUCAAACCGUCCCUGUCCUCUUUUCAUAAUUUAAAUAUAUACUUAUUUAAUAAAAAUAAUAAAAAUUA
This is a messenger RNA of Linum trigynum, 2854 nucleotides long. Lineage: Eukaryota; Viridiplantae; Streptophyta; Magnoliopsida; Malpighiales; Linaceae. The record is from the annotation of a GenBank genome assembly.